Prunus mume (Japanese apricot) is the source of this 737-nucleotide messenger RNA. The record is from RefSeq and is a predicted model, not a curated record. NCBI's taxonomy places the organism in Eukaryota, Viridiplantae, Streptophyta, Magnoliopsida, Rosales, Rosaceae.
UCCAACCAACCCUAAAAAAGAUUUGUCUUCUCUUCUCUCCACCCAUCGCUCGCUCGCUCGUUCCAAGAAAGAAACAAUGAUUAGCAAGUCGCUGCAAGUCCUUUUAAACAUGCUCGACAGCACGGUGGAAGAACCCAAUGCUCUGUCUUGCCCAAGUGAUACUUUACCUCCCCUUAUGUCAAAUCUCAAGAUAGAGAAGGAAACGGACGAAGCUCCUGGACGGCAGCGGGAGGAGGAGGAGGAGGGAGAGCAGGAUUCGAGCGAGUAUCCCGAUUAUUUUCUUGGUUUAAGUCGUGACAUCUUUGAAAGGUCAGUGAAGAAACAUUGCGACACGGACGAGGAACGCCAUAGGGCUAUGAAGUCCAUCUCCAGAUUUUGUGCACUUGUUGAAUCGGGUGCUCCUCGUACUAUUGAAGAAUUCGAGGCAUCCAUCCCCGACAAUCCUAAAGACUGGACACAAGAGAUGUGGGAGUAUAUGUACCAAAAGGAACAGGAGAGUAUGAGGAAAUUCACAGAGCAGCAGUUGGCUUUGCAGAAGCAGAAGCGGAUACAGAAGCGAUUGGACAAAAAAUUUCAUAGAAGACGGAAAAUUGUUAAGAAGACAAGUAAAAGAGAGAAAGAGAGCUCAAGUGGCUUGGCUUGAAUAUGUCUAGAAUUUUUCAUGUUCUGAAUAAAUUAAUUAAUCAAUGCCGACUCGUAAGAAGGAAUUGGUUUCCCAUUCCAUAUAUUCUAGAUAU